Messenger RNA from Nyctereutes procyonoides (raccoon dog), 1475 nucleotides. It is a transcript of the gene ADA, whose product is annotated as adenosine deaminase. The transcript has 12 exons. Gene Ontology annotation, biological process: hypoxanthine salvage; purine ribonucleoside monophosphate biosynthetic process; negative regulation of adenosine receptor signaling pathway. Bases 102 to 1193 code for a protein of 363 amino acids. Gene Ontology annotation, cellular component: external side of plasma membrane; cytosol. The record is from RefSeq and is a predicted model, not a curated record. NCBI's taxonomy places the organism in Eukaryota, Metazoa, Chordata, Mammalia, Carnivora, Canidae. Gene Ontology annotation, molecular function: adenosine deaminase activity.
CGGGCCUCGUUAAGAGGCUCGUGGCGCGCCGCGGUCCCCGCAGGUCCUGGGGUGAGCGCCGACCGGCGGAGGGAGCCGCGCAGGGGCGCACGCUUGGCACCAUGACCCAGACGCCGGCCUUCGACAAGCCCAAAGUGGAGCUCCAUGUCCACCUUGAUGGGGCCAUCAAGCCUGAAACCAUCUUAUACUUCAGCCGGAAGAGGGGGAUUGCCCUCCCUGCCGAGACCGUAGAGGAGCUGCAGGACAUCCUGUGCACGGACAAGCCGCUCAGCUUCCCCAGCUUCCUGGCCAAGUUUAACUACUACAUGCCCACCAUCGCGGGCUCCCGGGAGGCCAUCAAAAGGAUCGCCUACGAGUUCGUCGAGAGGAAGGCCAAGGAGGGUGUGGUGUACGUGGAGGUGCGCUACAGCCCGCACCUGCUGGCCAACUGUAAAGUGGAGCCGAUCCCCUGGAACCAGCCUGAAGGGGACCUCACCCCGGAUGAGGUGGUGGCCCUGGUGAGCCAGAGCCUGCAGGAGGGAGAACGGGACUUCAAGGUGAAAGUGAGGUCCAUCCUGUGCUGCCUGCGCCACCAGCCCAACUGGUCCCUGGAGGUGGUGGAGCUGUGUCAGAAGUACCAGCAGACUGUGGUGGCCAUCGACCUGGCAGGAGACGAGACCAUUAAAGGGAGCAGUCUCUUCCCGGGACACGUGAAGGCCUAUGAGGAGGCUGUGAAGAGAGGCAUCCACCGCACUGUGCACGCAGGGGAGGUGGGCUCAGCGGAGGUGGUCAAAGAGGCUGUGGACACGCUCAAGACGGAGAGGCUGGGCCACGGCUACCACACGCUGGAGGACGAGGCCCUUUAUGCCAGGCUGCGGCAGGAAAACAUGCACUUCGAGAUCUGCCCCUGGUCCAGCUACCUUACAGGCGCCUGGAAGUCGGACACAGAGCACGCGGUGGUUCGGCUCAAAAAUGACCAGGCUAACUACUCACUCAACACGGAUGACCCACUCAUCUUCAAGUCCACCCUGGAAACGGAUUACCAAAUGACCAAACGGGGCAUGGACUUUACCGAGGAGGAGUUUAAGAGAGUGAACAUCAAUGCGGCAAAGUCUAGUUUCCUCCCAGAAGAUGAAAAGAAGCAGCUUCUUGAUCUGCUCUAUAAAGCCUAUGGGAUGCCAUCUUUGGAUGCUGCAGCAGGGCAGCAUCCCUGAAGACAUCAUGGCCACCUCUCCAAGCCCUCCCCCUGUGGAUGGAGCCUCCUCAAUUCUCUGGGGUUGAACGACACUUACCUUUACUCUUUCAAGGAAGACGAUGAUGCCCAUAGUCAACUUCUGCUGCUCUUGAAGCCAUGUGCCUGUUUCUAUACACAGGAAUACCUUGGCAUACCACAUCUCUCCUGACUACGGGCCAGAGUCUGGUUGAAUCUGAAACCUCCCUCCUAUAGUGACACAUGCUGAAAAUCUGGUGCUCAAUAAAGAAGCCAAUGGCUGGUA